AUGAGCUCUGCAUCCAAGCUGCUGCCCAAGUCGGGCACAGCUUUGCAAUGUUACGACGGGAUCCGUACCGGUUCAACGAUCCAAUUCCAUCUGGUGGUCGAGCUCGACCGGAUCCCGUGGUUUCCCCCGCUUGCGUUUGUGUGGGUGACGCUCAUGCCAUGGGCCCCAUGGCUGUCGAAUCGAAUGCCACGGCUUGCUGAGCAACAUCCAACAUCGGUUCGCAUUACCCGUUCGUCCAAUUUGGAAGCUCCAAGCCACAUGUACCGACCGACGUUCGACUCGGACGUCGUGACCCCGAGACAGGCAUCAAAGCCUUGA
Messenger RNA from Phytophthora nicotianae INRA-310, 318 nucleotides. RefSeq lists its product as hypothetical. The transcript has 2 exons. Lineage: Eukaryota; Oomycota; Peronosporomycetes; Peronosporales; Peronosporaceae. Bases 1 to 318 code for a protein of 105 amino acids. The record is from RefSeq and is a predicted model, not a curated record.